Pteropus alecto (black flying fox) is the source of this 1240-nucleotide messenger RNA. RefSeq names its product transmembrane protein 186 (gene TMEM186). Lineage: Eukaryota; Metazoa; Chordata; Mammalia; Chiroptera; Pteropodidae. The record is from RefSeq and is a predicted model, not a curated record. The coding region runs from base 28 to 759 and encodes 243 amino acids. The transcript is spliced from 2 exons. Gene Ontology annotation, cellular component: mitochondrion.
UCUCCGGACUUCAGAUCCCAGGUUGCAAUGCGCCAUACGCAGGCUUGGUGCGGCCGAGCAUGCGCCCUUAGAGAUCCCGGGGGCAGGUGGGAUUCGCUUCCGGCAGCAGGCAGCCGGGCCAUGGCUGCUCUCCUCCGAGCCGUGCCACAGUUGCCGAGGCCAGCUGUGUGGGCGAGGCCUCUCUACGGGCUGCGGUGCUGCAAUAGGCAGGAUCCCAGGAGGUGGGUGGGGAGCAGGUUGCCCAUCUCGAAGGAGAAACCACCAGGCGUGGAGACAGAGAAAUUCCAGAUGGUCUACCGUUUUGAUGCCAUCAAAGCCUUCAGGUACUUGUCUCAGCUGAAGGUGGCACAGACGGCCCUGACAGUGGUGGCCCUGCCGCCUGGCUUCUACUGGUACUCCCAGGGCCUCAUGACUCUCGACUCCCUGUGCCUCGUGGGCGGGAUAUCUGGCUUUGCCCUGGCCAUGCUGUGCUGGAUGAGCUAUUUCUUCCGGAGGCUGGUGGGUAUCCUGUACGUGAACGAGACAGGCACCAUGCUGCGGGUGGCCCACCUGACCUUCUGGGGUUGGCGGCAGGACACAUAUUGCCCGGUGGCCGACGUGAUCCCCAUGACAGAAAGCCGGGACCGGCCCCAGGAGCUCUUCGUGCGGAUCCAGCGGUACAGUGGGAAGCAGACCUUCUACCUCACCCUGCGCUACGGACGCAUCCUGGACAGAGAGCGUUUCACGCAGGUGUUUGGGGUGCUGGACACGCUCAAGUGAGCAACUGGGCGUUGAGCUUCCGGGUAGUCCUGGGCCACCUGGAUCUCCGAUAAAGGGCUGAGGAUGUGAGUGAGGCCGAAGAAGGAGAUCUGGCAGCUGGGGACUUUGCCAGGGCCCUUGGGAACUUGUGUUUUGGGAUGAGGAAAUUCACGAGGCAGAUGCUAGUAACCCAAUUUGGGAAGGAGACCUCCCGUGCCCAUUUUUGCUGCACUGUAUAUGACAUUCAGUUAGGUAAUGGCCAGAAGUUUCUGUUAAGAGCCAGUUUUGGGGGGAAGCUAUGCCAGCUUCACUCAGAAGUACAGCGCUGUGAAAUGGGAAGACAGGUGUGGCGGGGGGAGCAAGGACUUGGGUUCCAUCCGGGGCGGGGAACUAACUGUGUCUCCGAACCUUGGUUUUCACAUUGUAAAAUGGAAAAUCCUGCCUGUCUCAUGGGAUGGGUGUGCGAAUAAACAAUAAAUGUCAAGUGUUUUGCAAACUCAAA